This is a messenger RNA of Indicator indicator, 1128 nucleotides long. It is a transcript of the gene ADAP1, whose product is annotated as ArfGAP with dual PH domains 1. The record is from RefSeq and is a predicted model, not a curated record. Gene Ontology annotation, cellular component: plasma membrane; intracellular membrane-bounded organelle. Gene Ontology annotation, molecular function: phosphatidylinositol bisphosphate binding; GTPase activator activity. Gene Ontology annotation, biological process: positive regulation of GTPase activity. Bases 1 to 1128 code for a protein of 375 amino acids. The transcript has 11 exons. Lineage: Eukaryota; Metazoa; Chordata; Aves; Piciformes; Indicatoridae.
AUGGCGAAGGAGAGGAGCAGGAAAGCGCUGCUGGAGCUGCUCCAGCGGCCGGGCAACGCGGCGUGCGCCGACUGCGCCGCCCCGGACCCAGACUGGGCAUCCCACAGCCUAGGGAUCUUCAUCUGCUUGAACUGUUCAGGAAUCCAUCGCAAUAUUCCCCAAGUCAGCAAGGUGAAGUCAGUCCGUCUGGAUGACUGGGAUGAUGCUCAAGUGGAGUUUAUGGCCUCGAAUGGGAACAAUGUAGCAAAAGCAAAAUAUGAAUCUAAAAUGCCACCAUUUUAUUACAAGCCAACAUUUCUUGACUGUCAACUGCUGCGGGAGCAGUGGAUCAGAGCCAAAUAUGAGCGAAAAGAAUUCAUUCACAGCGAGAAGCAGGAGCCUUAUUCUGCAGGGUACCGAGAAGGGUUUCUGUGGAAGAGAGGACGUGACAACGGGCAGUUCCUGAGCCGGAAAUUCGUGUUGUCGGAGAGGGAAGGUGCACUGAAGUACUUCAACAAAAACGACGCAAAAGAACCCAAAGCAAUUAUGAAGAUUGAACACCUAAAUGCAACUUUCCAGCCUGCAAAAAUUGGGAACCCACACGGACUGCAGAUCACUUAUUUGAAGGACAACAGCACAAGGAACAUCUUUGUCUAUCAUGAAGAUGGCAAGGAAAUCGUGGAUUGGUUCAAUGCCAUCCGGGCAGCACGUUUCCAUUACUUACAAGUGGCAUUCCCUGGAGCCAGUGAUGUUGAUCUGGUGCCAAAGCUUUCUAGAAACUACCUGAAGGAAGGGUACAUGGAGAAAACGGGGCCAAAGCAAACAGAAGGAUUCAAGAAGCGAUGGUUCACCAUGGACGACCGACGGCUCAUGUAUUUCAAAGAUCCCCUGGAUGCCUUUGCUAGAGGGGAAGUUUUUAUUGGGAGCAAGGAAAACAGCUACAAGGUCCUGGAAGGGCUCCCGGCAUCCACACAGGGAAACCACUGGCAGCACGGGAUAACCAUCGUCACCCCCGAUCGGAAAUUCCUCUUCGCCUGCGAGACGGAGGACGACCAGCUGGAGUGGAUCACCACCUUCCAGAAGGUCAUCAGCCGGCCCAUGCUGCCUCAGGAAUAUGCAGUGGAAGCCCAUUUCAAACAUAAACCUUAG